Cotesia glomerata is the source of this 8513-nucleotide messenger RNA. RefSeq names its product ectopic P granules protein 5 homolog (gene Epg5). Gene Ontology annotation, cellular component: cytoplasm. The transcript is spliced from 9 exons. The record is from RefSeq and is a predicted model, not a curated record. Bases 485 to 8209 code for a protein of 2574 amino acids. Gene Ontology annotation, biological process: autophagosome maturation. NCBI's taxonomy places the organism in Eukaryota, Metazoa, Arthropoda, Insecta, Hymenoptera, Braconidae.
UUACACAGACAGAGUAACUUAUAUGUUACAUCUAGUGACACGCAUUAAUUUAUAUUUAGAGGUUAUACAUGAAUUAUUCCUACAGUAAUAAAUAAAAUAUCAAUAAAACGUCAUUGUAAUUAAAGUGAAACAAAGAAAAACUAAUCGUCAUAAAUAAAAACAAAAUCAAACCUGUUAUUAGUAAAAAAAACAUUGUUGUAACUACAAUGUCAAAGUACAACACUUGAAUCCUGGUGAAUUUGUUGGGAUUAAUUUUUUAACUUACAUUGAGGCCAUUUUUGAUUAAUAAUACGUAAUAAUCAUAAGCGUAAUACUAAUAACAAUAAAAAUAUUAAUAAUAAUAAGAAUGUGAACCAGACAAUAGAUUGACAAUUGACUUUUCCAUCCGCGAAAUGAAUUUAUUUUCAUAAUGAUUAUUGAUAAUCCGUAACAAAGUUUAAUUCUUUGGUGACGUUUUAAGUGAAAUAAGUUAAUUGUUAUCAAAAUGGAGAAAGUUAAAUCACGUCAGCGUCGAAAAAAAGAGAAAAGCCGAGCCUACAACAUCGACCGCCAAGUUCCCGACGCGCCAACGAUGGAAGAGUUCGAGUGCUUGCUCGGGGAGUCCCCUACAAACUACCCCCGCGUCGAGGGAAUAGCGAACAUGGAGAGCGAGCUCCACUCAGCAGCGAUCGACACUUCCAUCUAUGAGAAAGAAACCGUAUCUUACAAAGAAGACCAAGAAGACGUGAUCAACGUCUCCAGCAUCCAGUCUGUGAUAUCUAUCGACGAGGUUGACACCACAGAACUCCCUGAAUCUUUGCCUUGUAGUUCUUCUCCCCCUGCCGAGGAAUUAGAAACUACAUUCACUUCAGGAAAAAUAGAAAUUGACCUCCAGCAUACAGAAAAAACCCUCGAGAAAAUCGAAGCUCUUGACUUAAACCCCAACCAAGACCUGAACCAGCUGCAAAAAGACUUGACGCAGCUCCAAAAGGACCUAGACCAAUCCCAGAAAAACCUGGAGCAAACCCAGAAAGACUUUCUUCCAGACAGCAAUCUAAUCGCGAGUUCCUCGACGAACUUUCUCCACCAGAAAGCGUCUCAAAAACCGCUUAAGUCAAAGAUCCAGCCAUUUACCGACGCUCAGUUGUCUUCUCUCUACUCCAACGCAGAAUUAUCUCACCUGGAUGCUUUUAUCAAUGAUUUCAUAGACUCGCAGCUCCGCGCAAGCUCCUCCCGACAGCACCGCCUCCAUGAGCUGCUGAUGAGCUACCUCCGGGUGAGGAACCACCUGACCAUGAAUUCAGUCGAGCUGGAAAACUUGAAAAAGUCCUGCAAGGAAGUCCAGAAGCAGCUUUGGCACCUAGACAAGGCCUCGAUCACUGAGUCUGGAGAAUGCGAGGAUGGAAAUCCCGUCAAUGCUAGUCACGAAUACACCAUCGCUCACUUUAACCAGCAAUCCUUAGUUCCCUUGACGAAAAACCUGUCUUCGAUAAAGGAAUUACUCCACAACUGCCAGGUUCUCUACUGCUACGAAGCCGAGGUGCUAAAGCUCCAAAUCGAACAUUAUAUUCAACGAGUUUCAACUUCUUGUCACGAAUUCGCAUCACUUACUCAAAACGCGGCUGUUUGCUUGAUGACCCACCAGGAACAGGACACCAAGUCUUCUCCAGUGGCAGAACUGACAGAACUUCGGAUUUGCAUCACCAUCCUGUUCAAUUUCCAGCGGCGCGUUCUAAAAGACGGAAAAUUUGUCUUAGAAUCCAGACAAUGGCUGUCAAGACUGGUAGCAGUGCUCCUGAGAGUCGCGACCUGGCAAGAUCAUCUGUUUAUCCUGAACCACGUGCUGCGCUGUCCAGGAGGAGUCACAAAGUGGGCAGCAGGACUGGUCCAAGUUCCUACUACCUGGAACCAGUCAAGAAGAGUCUUGUCGACAUCGACUCUCCAGGACCCCUACCUUGACCACAUGGUGGCCAGUCUAGCGGUGAUGCUGCUGCCAAUCAAAGAUCGGGAAAAGUUCCUGGAGCAGGUUCAAAUUUCGCUCCAAGAAGCCUCGAAUCCUGGAGACACUAUCUGGGUGAUGCUCGACGCUGAGGGUGAAGAAGAUGAAGACAUUUCUACUGCUGCUAGCUUAUUCGAAAGCGACCUAAUCAACUUGCUGAACCAAAUUCCCAUGGACAAAUUAUUCUCCCAGGUGUUGCUGAUUGAAGAAACUGACUCUGGAUUUGUUCAGGACACAAAGGGGAUCACUGAGCAACAUAUGCUGAGGGUGAUAGCUUUUGCGAUAACUUUAUUGAGACUGUUCCGCCAGGGUUUAAAGACCUACGACUCGCCAAGGUACCGUCAGUUGGCUAAAAGACUGAGCGCUUUGAUCCGAGACUGCGUUCAGUAUGUCAGUGACCAGUGGGAAGCUUUUGAUAAAAGUGCUGACCGUUCCACGACCAUCGAAAGAAUCCAGCUGGAGUAUGACUGGUUCUUUAUCCGCGCUACCAUGUGUGUGUUUUCUUCUCGGCGACUUGGAGCCUGGCAGUAUUUAGCAGCGAUUCCUUAUCAUUUAAUUUCUUCCUCUGCGCUGUGGAAUAUCUUUUAUUGUCUUCACAAGGUCCAGGACAACGAAGAUCUCCAACAGGUUGAUUGUCUGAGCGACUGGGAGGCUGAAACCUCGGGAUUACUCAAGCAGUUUGAAGAGAAGUUGAUAGAAAUGCCUGGAGACGAGUCGUACUUCUUGCUAACGACUUUCGCUAAUAUGGCAAUGGCGAGGAGUUUCAAGGAUUAUGAUUUUAUACGCGCUACAACUAUUGAUUUGUUCAGAAUUGGAUUCUUGAGUGAGAAAACCCAGGAGUCUUGUUCUAAAGACGCAAGAUCAUUGCUGUCGAAUUUGACAAGCAAGUAUCCAGCGCUAUUGUCAGAUAUUUUGCUGAAACUGAGAGAUAAUUUUGUGUCCGUGGGAAAGCUGAGCUUGUAUUUGUUCACGGAAUUGUCUAUUGGAAAAUGGAUUCCCAGGGAGGAAGACCUGGGAAUUUUAUCAGGCUGGCUGCAUAAUUUCGGACUGGGGUCUACGGAGAGCCAUCUGGCUAGGUUGAUCCUGACGCACUUGAACUGGGGGCUGGACAGGAACGGAGACUUGUACUUGCCUCAGCAUCUUCAUUACAGGAUCGCAGUGCUGAUAGUCGAGCUGAUGAUCAAGUAUGUGCCAGAAACUCCAGGACAGUCGACAUCACUCCUAGAGAGCGUAAAGAAUGUAUCAGCUAUUGUCAGGCCGCAGAACAAUGAGCAGGCUUUUUCUUUGUGGGCUUGGGAGAUGGUCACCAGGUUGAGACUUCACACGACGGAUACUACGGAGUCCAGCUGCAGAAAUGCUAUUGUCAACCCUGCAGAAGCUUUCUUUCAUGUUCCGGACGUGGAAGCUGAUCCGAUGAUGGAGGUCCUGGUUAAGGGAGUCCGGGAGAAACAGCCGAUCGCUUGCUGGGUUGUUGUCCUGAUGACCCAGUGGGGACACUCGGUUCCUUUAAUUUGCAGCAAGGGGUUUGCCCAGCUUUCGAUAUUGCAGUGCUUUUAUAAAUAUGAGCAAAUUCUUAUUGCCCUCCAUUGUUUGGUGCCUUUGUUUAUUGAUUGUGCAGAUUCUUUGUACAAAAAUGAACGGUUUUGCGGGCUGGUGAACUCGUUGGUGAUGGCUGACAGGACUUAUGUCAAGAUGGCCAAAAAUCUCAUUGCGCCGGAGUUCCCAGGACCGAUUAUGAGGCAGUUUGGGUGGAUGAUUGAAUCACAUAUGAUUAAUUUUAAGAGAUAUUGUUUAUCAAGUCCCGAACCAUUGGUACAAUUGUGGUUGAACAUAUUGGUGCGUAUCCCAGACUGGAAUCGAGACAACAACGUUAUGUAUCUAAUGGAUAUUAUUAUCCGAGCUGCAUUUUUCCAUUUAGACGCGCGAAAAACUACCGAAAAUAUCUUCCAGACUCUGUACACGCUUUCAUUCGAAGGAACUAACGAGAAUCUUGGCUCAUCCAAAUCAACGAACUCAAUCGGAUCUUUCUUGAACUGGGCAACAGGAACAGGAUCAUCAGCCAGCCUCCUCGACGGCUCAACUUCGUCAACCUGGCUAGCAUACUUGAUUCUGUUCACAGAGCAACAAGUGCGCGAAUUAAAAACCGGCUUAUGGCGAGAACUUCUUCGUGAAUUGUCAUCCUCGAAGACCUCCGUAGACUCAGCAUUAAAGCGGGUCUGCAGUACACUAAAAAUUCCCUAUCAGAAUUCAAACUCCCUUGCGAUUUACCGGUGGUCGCAACAAGCUUUGGACACACCACUGGAGCACCCUUUGUUACCGCUUCUCUGGCAGAACUUCUUCACCCUUUUUCUAGCUCGGAUUCCCGUGGCCGGCGUCGACCUAGGAGGUCUCGGCGACAAAUUCUUCGAAGGCAUGAUCAACUUGAGCUACCUGAAGAAACUAAAAAAGCGGCUUAACGAAACCACCGAGUACUUCCAAAUGAAAGGAGAAAACAACUUGGACAAUGGCCACCCCAUCACCGACGAGCAACGAGUCUUUUACUUCAGCACUGCCAAAUUCUACAAGACUCUGAGUCUCUGGCUAGAGGAGCCUCGCUUACAAGAAACCGGGCUCUACCUCCCGGCCUUACCCCCACAAUACAUGUCUCAGAAGCUGAUUAUCUUGAUGCAGGGCGACCGAACACCCUGGCUCGAGUACAUAAACUACCCGCAGAUCCUCAACCAACAAUUGACUAGUCUCGACGACUGGCAGCGAACUUGUCACCGAGUUCCUGAAGAAUCCCCCGCAAAAUCCCCUAAGAAGUCACCAUCUUCUUCCCUAGACCUCGACCCGCUCAAGCGAAUUUACUACCGUCUGACGACCUACGAGGCUCCAGAACCUCCUCCACCACUAGCGAAGCACAACCCGCUGAUAGAACCUAUAUCGCAGGACUGUCUCCACCAUCCUGACAAAAUAAUCCAGACAGUCCAGCCCCACUUGAAAGGUAUUCUAGAAUACGCUACCAUCUACACCCUGAUGGUUUCUGAGCAUACCGCAGCAGAUUGCGCCUUUCUGGAACUAAUUCCGACGUUGUACCGCGAAGUAGACACUUGGAUAACCCUCCAUGCGCUCUGUGACCCAGCUCCUGUAGGCUCUCGGUGUCGCUCAGGCACCCCACCAACAGUUCACUGCGCCGGACCCGCUGUCAUCAGGAUAAAGAUAUCCGAAGCUCGCGUCUGCGAAGGAAUAGAGGCUCUGAUUUCGCAAAACCGAGCAGAGUAUGAGAAUCUACUGAUAAAAGCCGGUCAACCUCCACCCAGCAAGUUCACCCAGGGAUGCGUCUUCAUGGACCACCUGAUCGCUCUUUUAGAGCACGAAUUGAACCUUCACCGAACCUGCGAAAACACUGUAGUGCUUACGGACCUCCAGGCGACGGGGGUGAGACUCUUUUACCACCUGGUGGAAGUCUAUUCGGAAGAAGCUGCUCUUUACCUACCAACCAAGCAGCUAAUUACCACCUGCGUGGAGAAACUAGGCCAGCUGUUCAUCAGCGGUGAAGAGUCUCAGGGCCCAAGGCUGCUCAGCACGAUAAUCCAGAGACCAACUUUGGGAGGUCUUCUGGGCCCACACUUUACUCCAGUAGCUGGAGGAGCUGCUAAUUUUCUGGUGAUGUACUCCACGGUCGUUGAUUUGUCAUCUAGCAGCAACGCGGAUUUAUGCUUUGUUUUGCUGUCGAAAUUCGACGUAGGUGCCUGGCUGAAUUACCGCCGGCCCAGGUUGAGUGAGCGGUCUACUUUCAUUGAAUUGGUCUCCAAGGCGCUGUGCAAUAUCGGGCUGAAUCCUGAAGACGAUAAACUCAUUUUGCACGAACUGUUCCGGAACCAUUUGCGAGCAGUUUUGUUACAUGAGUUCCCGGAACACUAUGGGGAGGUUCUAGGUGCCAUUUUGCGAGGCAGCGAGGGCCAGAAUCUCUCCUUAGACGUGUGGAGAGACUUACUGGCGGCUCUCAGUGGCAGGUCGAGGAACCUGGUGGUUCACCCUUGCAAAGUUCGCGAGGAAAUUCGCAGAUAUGCUACGGAACAGCGGCUUUUGUCGAGACAGGAGAUUCAUGACACUGCGGUGCUUUUGAGUAAGCAUUUUAUGAAGGAGCGACUUCAGUAUGGCCUUUAUGGGUUGUAUCCCAAGUACCGCGUGUAUAAUGAGCCCUUAAAUAUGUUUUUGGGCAUGGUAGGUCACGCUCUAGUUGUCUUUACUCUGCAGUUUGAUCGAGGAUCUCUUGCGGACCAACUCUGUGAGCGUAUCUGGCCGGUAUUGAGCGACAUGUUUGCGCCCUGGAUCACUCCCUACUGGACAAGAAACCUCCAGGAACCCACUGCUGCCUGGAUCCAGCAACUUACUGAUGACAGAAGCGUUCUAUUGCCGUGGAUUAUCAGCGACGGACCUUAUGCGAAUAAAACAGUCGCGGUUUUUGUGGAGUGUAUUAGAUUUAUUAUUGAUACCAUGCCGGCCAGUUGUAAAAUCUUGGGGUAUCUUUGGCAAUUCUAUGUGACCAACUUUGCAAAUGCUUCCAUAAAGGAUCAUGUUCUUAAUGUUAUUCAUGGAAAUUUUUUAUCACUGCCUUGGGAUAAAUUUCUCCCGGAGUUGACUGAUGUCGAGUUUAUGGUCAAGGUUGUUGAUCAAUACUUGCCGGACAGUCAUCUGUUUCUGGGAAAUAUCUUUAUGAUGAUCAACUGGACUACUUGGAUAAAUGACAUACUGGCUACCCAGCCGAUAGCUGUUGCUGGGAGAAUGCAUGUUUGCUUGCUGAAUUUAAUUGUCAAGUUAUCGAAUGAACCGAAUGUUAGACAGAAUGAGAGGGCGAUUCUGUUGGUGACGGAGGCGGAAAAGUUCGCAUGGCAUUUGGUUGAUGCGACGGUUUAUGAUCAGGUGGUGAACUGGCAUGUAAUGAGUUCAGACCCAAGAGUAAUCUUGAACUUGGGAUUCGGUCAAGUACACACAGUAGAUGUUGCUGUUAACAAUUUACUGAAAAUAGUGGCAGCUUACGACGCAACAGUUACACACUUCCAUCCUACGACGUUAAAAAAGCGUCAGAUCUACGUCCGCUCGGCAGUGAAACUCCUGGUGAAUUGCACAACAAGACACAAGUCACUGGUAUCGAGCAAUGCGAAGGCGUUCGCAGCAGCAAUGGGAAAAAUGUUGGAAGAGAUGGAGAUUAUUGUCACCAGCACGGUGUCGGAGAACCAGCAGGCAGCAGAGGCUGGACUGCUUAUUACAGAAUUGCUGCAUUCAGUUAACCAGAGUGGGUUUCUGAUAGAGCAGUUGAGAAUCAGCUGGUGUGGGUGGUUGGCGGACAAGACUGCAGCGAGUCCAGUUCUACUGGGGAUGCUGAGAGUCAUUGGAAUCUCGGUUACCUCUCCGGCGACGUUGGGAGAAAUUAUGGAAGCGGCAUUGGAGUCGUAUUUUAGGCACAGUAUUACAGAAGAUGUUGAACCUAGUUGGAGCAGUGUGCUAGGAAUUUUGCAGCCCGUGGUCCCAAGACAGCCGCCGAUUGAAAGCGUGCUGGUCGCUGAGGGCAGACUUUUGGCGCUGUACGCGCUGCUGAUGAAACGGCUGCCGUCUUGUAGGGACAUCAGGGAAGAAGGAAUGAUGCUUGUUAAUUUGGUAGACUGGAUAACGGCUAUCAAACCUAGUGAAAUAAUCGAAGAAAAAAUUCCACUACUAUGGGCAAAAACAUUCGAAUUAGCUUAUCGUCAAUGUCAGUACAAUGAAAAUACAACAAUUGCUGCCAGAUCACUAAAGCGUCUUGCUCGAGCACUGUUGGCAGUCGCAGAUGACGCUGGACAAGGUUGGGGAAUUUUAGGAGCUAUUGGUAUCAGAAAAGGUUCACAGUUAUCAAUCAGAUGUAAAUUUUUAGCACGCGUACUAGGUACCUACUGCUUCGCACAAUUACCCGACUCGAAAUCGGAGCAACAAAUAGUGCGUUUCACUCCUCAUGCACCGGGUGUCGCGCCCGCGAGAUCCAUCGACCUGGACACUAUCGACGUACGGCCUAGUCCAGAUGUACUCAAAGGGUUGCAAGCUCUUGAAAAUAUCCUCACUAAUAAGCAAUAUGGAGAACUAAAGGGCGACAUCGAAAAAGCUAUUAAAUUAAUUCGCGAUUCGGCAAACUCGCUGCACAAUGCCGUCAAUAUCGUUGGACUGCUUACCACUGAGCUUUAUCAUGAUAAAUAUUUACACGUACUCACGGAAUAAUUUUAACGAGCUUUUUUUAUUAAAUUCGAACUACUUUUAUGUUAUAUUGAGCGUCAUCUAUUACAGGGUUGUUUUUAUGUUUAUGGGUCACUGUUAUGAAAGGUAAUAUCUAGUCAUUUAAUUACCGAUGUACACAUUUUGUUACUUUAGUAGUUAAGCUUCGGAAAUUAUUUUUUUCACUUGAUUAGAAGUUAUUUAUGAUAAUAAUAAUAAUUAAUAUUUAUUAAUAUUAUUAUUAGAUUAUUAUUUUACUGUGGUAUAAGUUGGUUGUAAAAUCGUUUAAGUUCAACUGCUUAUUUAUUUA